UUAGAUCUUUUCCACCAUCCCGGCAUCUAUUUAGACGCAAAUGCCGAAGCGAUCACCGGUCCCGGACUGUGGCCAGACCGCACAGCUGUUCCCUAUGACAUAAGCAGCGACUUUGACAAAUCACAACAAACCUUGAUUUUGAAAGCCCUUCGCGUUCUGGAGAAAAAGACGAACUUCUGCAUUUCAUUUAAAGCCAGAACGGAUGAAUCGGACUACAUACGUUUCCUGCCCAGUUAUCUCAGCAACUGCGCUGCGGAAGUUGGACAUAAAGGUUCGUCCCAGUACAUCUACUUAGCGGUACCCGGCUUAUUCUCGUCCGCUUCGUGUAUGUACAUUGGAAAUAUACAGCACGAAGUUAUGCAUGCAUUGGGUUUUAACCACGAACAAAGGCGCCCUGAUCGAGACCAGUAUGUGGAAUUAAGCAAUGGAAACAUUGAUUCGGAUGAAUACGAACGAGAUUUCGCUAUCAAUAAAACCAUGUACACUUUCGGAACCAAAUACGACUACCAUUCAAUCCUUCACUAUCAUGCCUUCCAGGCUGCCGAGAAUCUAACCCUUCCGAGCAUGGUACCUAAGAAAGGACUGAUUGUUCGCAUGGGCCAAGCAGCGCGCAUGAGUCCGACAGAUGUCGCCAAAAUUUUGAUCGCCUACAAAUGUCCACUAGCCGUUGUCCCCGGCAACGAACAGACUGCUGCAAGUGACGAGUUCCCGAAUUUCUCCCUGGAACCGAUGACUGCCGACGAGUGUGGUGCACAGUUUAAUCGUUAUUGCCGCUCCGACCUGACCACCAUAACGAACUGUACAGAUCGCAGGGACUAUCGUAUAACUUGCCGGUCCAAUGCUUCCGUAUCGGUAUUGGAACGGAUGGCGCUGGAUAUGGCAGAGCAACCACUGCGACUGGUUUCGAUCGGUGCAGAAGAAGAACUUAUCGCCAAGUACUUGUUUACGCCCAUCCAACGGCAAGUCCUGAAGCUGCAACUAUGGAAUUGCACCACAGACCGUGUGACGUCCAGAGUGCAGAAACUCAGUUUUACCAACCUUUUACAUUUGGAAAUAUCUAACUGCUACAAUUUAGUCGUCGAAAAGGCAGACUUCACGAUUUCUCAGCAGCUGCGAAUGAUUUUGUUCUUCAAUAGUACGAUUAAUUCUUUACAAGCUGGUGCUUUUACGGACUUGCCCAAAUUGCAAAUACUUUCUCUGGAGGCAUUGUCUUAUAGUCAGAAAAAUUAUAUUUUCGAAGAGGGAUAUCGGAAUUACUUGCGAAAUCUACACUGCGGCUGUGAAUUUUCAUGGUAUCGGUCAUGGUGGCGUGCCAAUAAGAAGUUAAGGCUCAAAGUGGAAUAUGGAGAAUUAUAUUCCUUCGAAGGGCCUUUGUCUGGAACGUAUUUCAGCAGUGAUGAUUUCACGCGGGAAGAUCUGUACCAUCCGAUUAACUGCAGUGCCGAUCCAUUUCCUCUUAGCACGGAAUGGAUUAACUAUUAUUCUCAAGUUGAUUAUUCGGUUAACGAGCCGUUUUGUAAUACCUAAUUGUUAUUGUUAAUGCAUUUGUUUACAUCAGUCUGCGAAUGACCCCACGCAUUGCACUGUAUAGCCUGCUGUACAAACUUUUGAA
Messenger RNA from Paramacrobiotus metropolitanus, 1612 nucleotides. RefSeq lists its product as uncharacterized. Gene Ontology annotation, molecular function: metalloendopeptidase activity. The record is from RefSeq and is a predicted model, not a curated record. NCBI's taxonomy places the organism in Eukaryota, Metazoa, Tardigrada, Eutardigrada, Parachela, Macrobiotidae. Gene Ontology annotation, biological process: proteolysis. The transcript has 3 exons. Bases 328 to 1527 code for a protein of 399 amino acids.